AACAUCUCGACGUAGCCGCUCCGUGUUACAUACCGCUCACGUGUGGCGGUGUGCGACUCCGCUGCUCCACGUCACACGGCAGCUCAAGGUUAAGGUUAUUUGGAGCAAGGUAGAAAAGAGAAUGAGAUAACGACGAGCACAGCUUGGUGUCCAGCCGGGUCGGAAAGAUGCACAUCGCCGAUUUUGUGGCCGGGUCCAUUGGAGGAGCAUGUGGAGUUGCAGUCGGCUACCCUCUGGACACCGUGAAGGUGCGGAUACAAACACAAAAGCAGUUCACCGGAAUAUGGCAAUGUGCUGUGACUACGUUUUCCAAAGAGGGGGUGCAUGGCUUCUUCAAAGGCAUGACUUUGCCCGUCACCACGAUCUCCAUGACUUCCUCAGUGGUGUUUGGCACAUACAGGAACUGCCUGCAGUGUCUGAGCCAGCUUCGCGGAGCCCCCGGCGCUCCAAACACCAAGCUGGAGGUCUUCCUGUCUGGCAUGGCAGGAGGGGUAGCUCAGAUAUCUGUGAUGUCUCCGGGUGACAUAGUGAAAGUGCGCCUGCAGUGCCAGACAGAGUCCAUGCGGGGGGGCGCCAGCCUGCACAAACCCAAGUACCACGGCCCGGUUCACUGCCUGCUGAGCAUCGUCAGGGAGGAGGGCGUCCUGGGACUCUACAGGGGGGCUCUCCCCCUCAUGCUGCGAGAUGGGCCGUCCUUUGCCACAUACUUUCUGACUUACAACACCGUCUGUGAAUGGCUGACACAUAAUGGCAAGAAGGGACCAGAUUGGAGUGGUGUGAUGCUGGCUGGCGGGAUCGCAGGCAUGGCAGGCUGGACUGUGGGAACGCCCAUGGACGUGAUCAAAGCCCGCCUGCAGAUGGAUGGUGCAAGAGAGAAGAAACGAUACAAGGGGUUUUUCCACUGCAUCGCUGAGACGGUGCGGGCGGAGGGAGCCGGGGUGUUCUUCAGGAGCUUAGGCAUCAACUGGCUACGUGCGUUCCCUGUCAAUAUGGUGGUGUUUGUCACGUACGAGGUCCUCAUCAGCUUCCUCCGCGACACGCCUGACCGUGUCGAGCCACCCCGUCUGGACUUUGAAUAGUGGCGCCUGCCUCUUCCUUGUUCGUUUGUGUGUUUGUUUGUUGGUUGUUGUUGUUUUUUACCAGGACAGGGCAUAGUGCAAGCAAAUGCCUGUUACAUUGUAUUAUUUUUAUCUAACAUAUGUUCGUCUCCUAUGUCUGCCCUGUCCUUGGAGCUGUCUGGUACAUGUAUAUAGGGGUUACUACUCAAUACUGCUGCUCACUACUCAGGUAAUGAAUCCGCUUUGCUCAGGAGCACUUUGUCAGUUUUGGGCACUGAUAUAUCUAGGGAUUACACCGGUAAUCUUCCUAAAACAGUAUAGAUGCCCAAACCGCAGCCUUGUUUUCUUUCUUGUAUUUAUUAGUCUGUCUCGCUCGCUUCAUCGAUUCAGACCCUGAACCCUCCAAAUGGCCAUGUGGGGUCUGUUAAGGCAGUAAGAUCGAGGGCUGAACGUGUUCUGCCUCCGCCUAAAAGACUCUCUGAUCCUCUGUCUUUUUGUGGCAGAGCACUGGGAGUUCAGCGGUGGCCUUUGUCUUCCAUUCUGAUUUCCAUCCUGAUCGAGCCAGACAGAGUUGUAAGUUUAACACUUAGCCCAGUUGCAUGGGUACACAGCAGUGUACGCAUUAACUCAUAUUUACGUCAAUAACUGAAACUGUUGUAGCUGUAGCUUAUCAAGAAUUUAUGAACGACCUGCAAUGCGCACAAUUUAAAGAGCCUGAAAACCAAAUUCAUGUGGAUAUGAAUAUGGGCCACGCACAGUGUAUCGAUCAUGAUCCAAGAAAGACAGUGUCAGUUCCAGUAGUGGGGAUGAGAAUGAUCAUACACAACAGUAAUAUCUCUUGAAUUUCUGUUCAUUUUUCUGAUGAGAAAGUAUUGUAUGUGAAUGGAAGUAUUUAUUCUAAUAAGAAAUGUGUUUGUUUUGACAGAGAGAGUAAUGUAAGUUAUUCAUGCUGGAGCACAAACCGCACAUUUUGAUUGUGAAUGAAUAUGAGUGAGCAUAUAACUGGAAAAAAAUAAUGCCAAGUUGCUUGAUACCUUUUAAAUAAAAAGGGCUACUAUUGGUGAAUGAAUUCAAUAAAGUAUGUUAUUUCUGUCUCGA
This is a messenger RNA of Myripristis murdjan (pinecone soldierfish), 2156 nucleotides long. It is a transcript of the gene slc25a47a, whose product is annotated as solute carrier family 25 member 47a. The record is from RefSeq and is a predicted model, not a curated record. Lineage: Eukaryota; Metazoa; Chordata; Actinopteri; Holocentriformes; Holocentridae. Bases 168 to 1079 code for a protein of 303 amino acids. Gene Ontology annotation, molecular function: transmembrane transporter activity. Gene Ontology annotation, biological process: transmembrane transport. The transcript has 6 exons. Gene Ontology annotation, cellular component: mitochondrion.